This is a messenger RNA of Paramacrobiotus metropolitanus, 4587 nucleotides long. RefSeq names its product glutamate receptor ionotropic, NMDA 3A-like. Gene Ontology annotation, cellular component: postsynaptic membrane; plasma membrane. Gene Ontology annotation, molecular function: NMDA glutamate receptor activity; transmitter-gated monoatomic ion channel activity involved in regulation of postsynaptic membrane potential. Gene Ontology annotation, biological process: monoatomic ion transport; ionotropic glutamate receptor signaling pathway; modulation of chemical synaptic transmission. The record is from RefSeq and is a predicted model, not a curated record. Lineage: Eukaryota; Metazoa; Tardigrada; Eutardigrada; Parachela; Macrobiotidae.
UCGAGGCCGGUAAUUCAACACAACGGAGAAACGCUUGAUCCCUGUGCUAUCCAUAAAUACGUACAUUCUCAUGGAGCACCACUAUAGUCUAUCAAUAAAUCUGGCUAUGCCAAACAGUUUUCCUCCUUACUUGUUAUGAUGCGUUUGUGUAGAACAAGAAAGGCCCAAAACGCUCGACGCCGGCUGCAAUGGCAAUAUUGGCCUUUUUAGCCGGAUGAUAAUUCUCCCAUAACGAUCUAUCACAGCUGAUGCCGGCUUGUUAAGUACCACAGGAAUGGCGGUCGGAGUUUUGACAGGUUAAUUCACCGUCAGUCUCCCUUACGCUGUAUACGCUACCGUUGACCAACGUAAUCCUGAAUUAUUAACGGGAAAGAUCGUAGUUAUCGACACGAGCGGAAACACCGGCGGAGUGUAUCAAGUAUAUUGCGAAUUCGGAAGUGCUUCGGUGACGAAAAAGUAAAUUCUUAUGCGUUCACCGUUUACAUGCAUUAUUCCUCGUCGUACAAAGCAGAAAGGGGAGCAGAGCGCAAUUACACUACACGUUUUAGUUUCCAUUACAAGACACUCGCUUGACACCGGCCGGUGAUUCCAUCAUUGAUCAUUGCUCGGCAAUUGCCGUGUCGGCUGUAAUUAUGAUCAUUACACGUCCACUGGAUUAUUACCCAUCUAGCCCAUCAUCCAGCUGAACGCGCUCUUGCCACUUUCAAUUCCCCCGGCAUCCACCCUGGCCCGUAGAGUGCGCCCGCGCGGCCUCUCGCAUUUCUCCCCUGUUAUAUCGAUAAUUCUGGGAAUUCCUGGUCUUUUAUCCGUCUGCCGCAUCCCCCACAUUCCGCUAUGCUGACCUAUCAUGCCGGCACGGAUGCCGCUGUGUUUCAUCCUCCUGAUCUGGUUGUUUGUCGGCCCGGUCUGUCCGCAGCCGUUGCAACGGCUGAACAUCCUCACCAUCUUGAAUGAGGCCACCUUCGCCACCGAUCAGCAGGUCUUUGCGCGGGCGCUCAACGCCAAGAACGCCGAGCUGCAGCGCCGGUAUGCCGGUGUCACGCUGCACAGUACGGAGCUGGCGGUGAGCGGGAGUGGUCGCAGCAGCGGCGUGGCCGGUCUGUUGCGGACGCUGUGCAGUAGUGCGGAGACGACGUCCGCCGCCUGGCUGGCGGUUAUCAGUCUGGCGGAACCGGCCACGCUCUUUACCGCGGCCAUGGCCGGUCAGCAGCUGGCACUUCCGGUCCUGGGUUAUGUCAACACGCUGCAGCCGGAAAUGUUUCGGGAUAUUGCUCCUGACUAUUACGUCCCCAUCAACCCCAACAGCGCCCACAUCGCACAAGCUGUUGCCGUCUUCCUGCGGGCCCAGCGCUGGGACAUCCUGGCAACGGCCUUCAUCGACUUCACCGCCGCCGGCCGGCUGUUCCGUGAUGAGCUGGUACGGCGCUCUGCCGUCCAGUAUGUCCACGAUCUCACCAAGAAUCCGGACGAGAUGGAGGUCCGCGAGAAGCUGUCGCGGGUGAAGGAGUCCAAGAGUCGCGUGCUGGUCUUGUUCUGUGAGCCAGGUCUGGCGCAGCAGAUCUUCCACGUGGCCAAACGAUUGAAUCUAAUUGGUACCGGAUGGGUGUGGAUCAUCACCGAUUGGAGUUAUACAACCAGCGAUGAUGCCUUGGAAAAUUAUCCCCACGGGAGUUUGGCUGUGAAAUUACGCGAACCGAGCUUUAGCCAGAUUAGCCAAACGGCACUGGACGCCGUAUCCGGCGCGGCGGCCAAAUUACCGGCACCGCUUAUCAGUCGGCUGCAGGAUAAAACGGUUAGGCCACUCAGCUGCUGGACUGAUACGCAAAUGCCGGCUAAUGUACAGAAAUCCCUCAAAAACUAUACAGAUGAAAUUCAGUUGUCCAUGCAGAAGGCAUUCACUGAAAGAGACCGGGUGUCGUUUGAGAUUAUGGGGCUGAUACAGGCAAAAACGCGCCAUCGUUGGAGACGCAUCGGCAACAUCACAUCCGUCGGUCUGCAGACACCCGCUGCAGUAGCAUGGGCGGCGACCGAACGUAUGGCCGGUGCGCUGACCGAGUCCCGGGGUCAUCUGCGUGUUGUGACUAGAAUAAGUCAUCCGUUUACCAUUGAGGAUGAUGUCUGCGGGAAUUACGUGACGGUGGUGAAUGGUAACGUUGCUGGUGCUACCAAGAACAAGGAUGACCUUAGGGAUAUAUUUGCUGAAUUCGAGAACGGUCUGCAGAACAGCGAAGGACGAUAUAAUUUCUCGUGUUGCAAAGGCUUGGCAAUGGAGUUACUACAAGCCCUCAGCCGGGAUGUUGGCUUUGACUUUGACACGUACAUCGUGGCGGACGGAAAGGACGGGACGCUGGCCGAGCACUCCAACAUGUGGGACGGCAUCGUCGGCGACGUAGUGUCCGGUGCCGCCCACAUGGGCAUUGGGCCAAUCAGUGUCACCACCCACCGCAAACACUCGGUGGACUUCUCCAGUCCCUUUUAUUAUUCCAAAUUCUCUUUCCUGGUAGCCACAACAAAAGCCAAAGUCAAAUUAUCGGCAUUCCUUGAGCCGUUCAGUUGGAAAUUAUGGAUUGCCAUCUUUUCUGCUCUACAUGCCACUGCGAUUGCUGCCGCAAUAUUUGAAUGGAUAAGUCCAUUCGGAUUAAAUCCAACCGGAAGAAUGAGGAGUCAGAAUUUUACAUUAGCUACGGCUCUGACAACGGUUUACAGUUUAUUCUUUAGCCACGUUAUGGCUUUCAAGGCACCAAAGUCAUGGCCAAACAAAGUGCUAAUUAAUUUCUGGGGGAGUUUUUGUUUCAUCAUUCUAGCAAGUUACACAGCAAACCAUGCCGCAAUAUACGCUGGACUAAGCAAUAAACCGAAUUUCGAUAAUAUCUUCGACAACGAAGAUUUGUUAGCAAGGAAAGUCGCAACUAUAAAAGGAAGUUCUGCUGAAAUAUUUAUCAAAAAUAUUAAUGCACAAUUACAUGCGCACAUGAAACAACAUCGAUAUUUCGUGGAAACAGUCGAGGAGGCAGUGGAAAAGCUCAAAAAUGGAAGCCUGGAUGCAUUCAUUUACGACGCAGCUCUUCUGGACUACGUGCAAGCCAAUGAUAAAAACUGCUCUCUGAAUACUGCCGGAGCUGCGUUUGGUAGUUUGGGAUAUGCUGUGGCGUUUCCAAAGGGUUCAUGGCUUAGGACAUCAGUCAGCAUGGCAAUCCUCAAGUACAUGGAGAAUGGAUUUGUGGAUGACCUUAAUCGGAAAUGGUUUGGUGGACUACCGUGCAGUUUGCGAUCCGAAGCCACAAUCGACCAGCUGGAGCCGCGUGCCUUGGGUUUAGAGGAUUUCGCGGGUGUCUUUGUCUUGUUGGCCACCGGCGGUGCGGUGGGCAUUCUCAUUCUGGGAUUGGAGCACGUUGUGUAUCGCUGUCUUCCGCGUCUGAGACGCUCUCCCAAGAACAGUAUUUGGCGUAGCCGACAUGUGAUGUUUUUUUCGCAAAAGCUUUAUCGCUUCAUCAACUGCGUGGAUUUGGUGUCGCCCAAUUCCAGUGCCAAAGAAUUUGCUUCUUCGCUCAAACAAGGACAGUUUAUUGGAAUGUUUCAAAAGAGUGUCAAGAAGCGCGCCAAGGAGGAAGAAUUGCAGCAAAAGCGCACCCGCAACGCCGAAAACUUCUUCGAGACCAUCCAUGAGCUGACGCGCAAUCUUCGCGAAACCCUUCCCGCCCAGUCGUCCACGGAAACCGACGACAUCCUCGCCGACGCCCAGCCGACCUCCAAAACCCCACAAAACGGUGACCUUUUGCAGCAGCUCCGCCACAUUGACAGCGAGAACGUUGUGAAAAACGCCGAACGGAAAAAACCUUCCAUCUUAUCCAAGAAACUCAGCCGGCAAGAACAUGUCCAAACGGGCUCAUCGGAAACCGAAGAUGAUAACAUCAUCCGCUCCUUCCCGGAUUUCCAGAAAUCCAUCAAGAAAGCGACGAUCAGCGUGGGUUCACUAAAAGACGCGUCCAAAGCUUCCACCAGCGCCAUCAAUAUCCUUAAAGAAAUACCGCGGAAGCCAGCGGAGAAACAAGCCAGUAUUACACCAUCAGAUGCACCGAAGAAAUCGGUGUGGGUGACCCGGGACGCGGCGACCAAUAGCAUGUCGGACGACGAAACCAGUAGCCCGACCACGCCCCUGGCGGCAGCAGCACCGGCCAAUAAGGCCGCGUCACCUUUGGACGAACACUAUCCGUACACUUCACUACGGGACUGGGAUGAUGUGGAUAUUGAGGAUAUUAGCAAGCAGGAUCUGAUUAAAAUGUGGCAGUCAGCGGAAUGUGAUCUGCGACUACAGAUACAGAAAUUGGCGAAGGAGAAGAAUGAACUGUUGGAGGAAAAGGGCAAGCGCGCCGGUCGACGCGAUCGUGGCUCAUUCAAUACAAAAUCAACUUCCAUGCACUAGGGCGCUCUCUUGACUCGCAAAGGGUGUUUUUUAGGGUGAUAAUUUAUUUUUGACUGUGAUGGCAGAGAAAUCUGUUAAUCUUUAUUCGGUGCAUACAAUGCCAGUGAACAAAAGCUCUCAUCUGCUGCGCGAUGGCAGAAUCAUCUCACAAAAUACGUAUUAAA